Molecule: messenger RNA, 4565 nt
Organism: Manihot esculenta (cassava)
Lineage: Eukaryota; Viridiplantae; Streptophyta; Magnoliopsida; Malpighiales; Euphorbiaceae
Product: probable E3 ubiquitin-protein ligase RZFP34
Exons: 11
Coding region: 2962-4050 (362 amino acids)
Biological process (GO): protein ubiquitination; ubiquitin-dependent protein catabolic process
Cellular component (GO): nucleus
Molecular function (GO): zinc ion binding; ubiquitin protein ligase activity
Source: RefSeq, a predicted model, not a curated record
UCUCUAGAACAGCUAACUUGGAAGUCUCUCGAAUCCGAAAACCCCAACCUAUCUUAAACCUCUAUAUAAACUCUGAUUCUGAUUUCAUCCCUGUCCAUCGCCCUCAGUAUCUCUACGCUGACAAAAAAUAAACCGAAAGAGAAACGAAGAGCUAAAUUUUCACUAUUUGAUCGGAGCUACGGCUGAUCACGUUAAACACCUUAUCGUUUAACACUUCCGAUUCGGAUCGGCGACGUCGUCAUCGUCUCUCCAGAUUGAAAGUUCGUUUUUCUGAAAAAUAAAAUUCGUAUUAAUUUCGUAAUCUGUGUUGAUUCUCUCUCUCUCUCUCUCUGUGUGUUUGCUCUUGUUUGUGCACUCUAUGGUAAUGUGUCGAGCAAAUGCUUUUUAUUUUUAUUUUUAAUUUUUUUAUUCUAUAUGAUUUAGCUUGGUUAAGUUGUGUCUCGUGAUUGGGAAAGACAUAGAAGGUAAAUGUGAUUUGAAACCUGAAGCUUUUUCGCGUGGUUUCUGAGUAAACCGGAAGGUUCUUCUGAAUUUUGGUUGUCUCAGGAGUUUUGAGCUUGAAAAUGUUUGAGGUCUUGAGUUACUCUGUUGCUUAUGUGAUUCUCUUGGUAAGUAGAUAUGGAAAACAUGUUGCUGAGUACGUGUUGUUGUCAAAUUUGAAAAAGAAGAGGAAUCUGAGGUGGUUAAUCAAGAGUUAUUUCGACUGCAAUCUGGUUUGCGACAUGUUAAAUUGAUUUGUAAAAUUCGUGCUUUGUUGUUUUGGUUCCGUUUAAAAUCCUGGUAUGGAGUGUUCUUGCUGCUUGUGAAAUAUUGGUGCUUGUGUUGUUUCUAUUUUUGACUAAACGUUUCGAGAAAUAUUCCGGGUGUGCCGACGUCUUUUUUAUAUAAAGUUAUGUCGGUAUUCAAUGGGAUCAGCGGUGUGCAAUUGUCGUUUUCCUUCUUUUCUAGAUUCUGAUACUUUCCCUUUGCUAUUCCGAAUUAGACCGUUAUAGUUUUUGGCUUCGCUAAUAUUUGGAGAAAAUAAGUGUCUGAUGAGAGAAGUUUCUUUGUUGAUCCAAUUAUUCCUAAAAUCAUGUUUUCGUUUCUUCUUUGUUCCUGUUAAAUUUGAUAUAUUUUUUUUGAAUAAAUUUCAUAACAUAGUUAAUCGAGUCUUAAUUAGUGGGGAAAAAAAUGUUGAUGAGGUUCUGGUUCUAUAAUAUUUCAUAUUAUUAUGAAAGAUUUUUUCUUGGAAAAAGAAAAACGUCUUUUUUAUUUAAAGAAACAAAUUUAAGAAAAUACAUCAUUUUGGUGGCUGUAGAGUUCCAUGACUUAUUGGACUUUAACUUCAUUUCUGGCGUGCUGCAUUUUCUUGGCAAGUUUUAGGUAAUUUAAGAUAUCAAAAGACAAAUACGACAAUGAAACUGAUACGGUGGAAGGUUUUGGAUAGAACUUCACACUUGAUGGUAGCUUUUUAUUUGCUACUAUGCUAUUGUGCUUAUUGAUAACAGAUCCAAUUCAUUGAACGUGGCCCCUUCAUGGAGUUAGGCAUUUAACUUGUAGCAGUGUUUCAAGCAGAUAAAUGCUUAUUUUACUCUAUUUUAAGUAUCGUAGUCUCUAUUAUGGUAUCAUGUGAUGAGGGUAGCAAUGAACUCUUCUAAUUCAACAAAGACGGAAGCUGAGUUGGUUAAGUGUUGGAAAUUUCCCUUUUCUUGCUUGACCUUGAAAUCUGACAGACUAAACAAAGAGCAGCUAUCAAAGGCCUCAUUGGAGGGACUUGGUUUCAAGUGGUCCUUGUUUUCUAGAAUUAUUAUAAGCCCUUUAGAUCAGCUUGGCUCUGUUUAUAGUAUGUUGAGUGAGUUUCCGCGCAAAGAAUGCACAUCAUUAGAUCAGAUACAGGUAUUUGGGAUCCUCAAGGUUGGAGAGUGCCUGCAUAGAAUUAGAAGUUCUUUGCAUGGAACUGUUCCACUUGGUAUGCCAUCCCAAGUCCCAACCUGUUUUGGAAUGUUUAAUACAUAUUUACUGGUCAUACUUGUAACAAUGGGUGGUUCUGCAGUGAGGCAGGGGUUUUGAAUACAUAGUAGAUAGUACAUAGAACGGUGAUGUACCCACUAUGAUAAUGUCUUUCUCCCCUGAUUCUGAACCUGGGUUUUAUUUCUGUUCCUUCAUCAGUUGCUCCAGUCCCAUUUUUUUUUUUUCAGUCAUUUUCCUUGAAAUUGGGCUAAGAGGGCUAGAUGGCAUUCACUUGUGCCAUGAAACCAUUUGAGUGGAAAGCAAGGGGUAGGCAUUAGUGCUUUGAUCUGUAUCAUUUCUCCAGCUCCACUUUCUUGAGUUCUUCAGAACACACCCUUCUUAUUAGAGAUGUGCUUUACUAAUUUAGGGAAGUUAGUAGUUGGAGAGGUGUCUCGUAUGGGCGGUAGGGUCAUGAACCUGCUAGUUGUAUCAAAAUUCCUUUGAUUUUAGAUAACAAGAGAACCCACUCAGGUUCACUUAAGAUUUAUUAGACGUGAGGAAGGUCGCUGAUGUUCUGAUGAUGCUAAAUUACUUUUUUGGGUAAGUUCAGUUUUCGGAGGAGACUUGGUCCAGAGUUGCCAACUGAGGUAGGCCUGUCCUUGAUGGAAAAUCAACAAAGCACAUUUCUGCACUCUUAACACUUUUUCCCUCAUAUGUUUGUUACUUGUUAGAAUGCAUUUGAUUGUGUGAUGUAUUGCUUUCAUGUCCAGAAUAAUUGGACUUUGGUUCUGGGACUUCCUCAAGGAAUCAAGUGAUCAUGCAAUGCUAUUCUUACUAAUCACAGCUGAAGGCUUUGGAAUUCCUCAGUGCUGCAUUUAGUUAUAAUAUGGUAUUCUUAUAGAUCUACUUUUUUUUAAUGACUCUUCUCUUGGAGUAUUGCUGAUUGGACUUUGGAGCUGUUCAGCGUUGCUUGGAUUAUGUUGUUGCUGAUUUCAAUUGAUCUGCAGCUGUAUAGACGAAAGCAACAGUCUCAUGGGGUUUUUGCGUGGCUUUGAUCGGGUGACUAAAUAUACCUUUCAAAGUUUUAGAAUGUUUUCUAAAUAUGUUCCUACAUGCAGGUCAUCUAGGUAUUGUUGCCCUCUCUUAGAGGUCAUUAUUGUGAGUUUGAAGACAUUGUAUGUGAUGGAAGAAAUCAAGAGUUUUGAGUCUCAACAGAUGAUGUCAACCUUUCAACAUUCAGGUAGCAGAGAUGAUGAAACGAAGUCAACGAUUUUACACUCUCAGCAGUUGAAUGAGUUCUUAGUUAAAGAACAAUCAGACAAUAUGAAGAUUUUGGAAAUGCUAGAUAAAGGUUGCAUGAAAUAUGGAUGUCCUCACUAUCGCAGAAGGUGCCGCAUUAGAGCGCCUUGUUGUAAUGAGGUCUUUGAUUGCCGUCACUGUCAUAAUGAUGCAAAGAACAACAUCAAUGUUAACCAGAAGCUUAGACAUGAUAUGCCACGCCAUGAAGUGAGACAGGUGAUAUGUUCACUUUGUGGCACUGAACAAGAGGUCCGACAAUUUUGUAUCAACUGUGGAGUAUGUAUGGGGAGGUAUUUCUGUGAGACUUGUAAGCUGUUUGAUGAUGAUACAUCUAAGAAACAGUAUCAUUGUGAUGGCUGUGGGAUUUGUAGAAUUGGAGGGCGUGAGAAUUUCUUCCAUUGUUACAAGUGUGGCUGCUGCUACUCAAAUUUUCUGAAGAACAGCCACCCAUGUGUGGAGGGGGCGAUGCACCAUGAUUGCCCUGUUUGUUUUGAGUUUUUAUUUGAGUCGAGAUAUAAUGUAACUGUAUUGCCAUGUGGACACACAAUUCAUGAGAAGUGCUUGAAAGAGAUGAGAGAACACUGCCAAUAUGCUUGCCCUCUCUGCUCCAAGUCAGUCUGUGACAUGUCUAAGGUAUGGGAGAAAUUUGAUAUGGAAAUUGCAGCAACGCCAAUGCCAGAACCUUACCAGAAUAAAAUGGUUUGUUCUCUUGUUUGGAUUCUCUGCAAUGAUUGUGGAAAGACAACACAAGUGCAAUAUCAUGUUGUAGCUCAGAAAUGCUUGAAUUGCAAGUCAUAUAAUACACGCCAAACCAGAGGCUGAGUUGGCACUUUGUAGACACUGGAACUUGGGAACAGAAAAUAGAUUUGAUAAUGGAUCCAUCAUCAGUUCUGGGAUAGGGAUAUUAAUUUACCUUCUCAACCACCUGCACCUUAUCCAUGGAAGGGAUAACGGGUGAUCCUGUGACUCUGCUACCUGCUGCAUCCCGGGGCACGGGCUUUUGUUCUCCCAUAUUUUUAUUAUUUCAUUUUUUUUUUUGUUUUAUUUGUAUUUGUGGUGAAGUGAAUCGCAGUGUCCUGCAUGUAGUGCCCAAUGAUUGGCAUGUAGUCAAAAUGUUGCCUCUUUCUCUUGUUAUUUUGUUAGUCCUUUUGUGUUUUGGUAGCAGAAGUGGUGCUGCAGUAAUUGUAUAAGGCUUGAAGCGGGGGAGUGGAAGUGGAUAUAGCAAAAUAAAAAAAUUUCCCGUCUAUGGGGCUCGGGUAUGUAUUUUCUGGUGGGGCCUACAGGAAUCUUCUGUGUGAAUGAUUUAGUCGUUAAUUAUGGGCAUUACUACCAAAUAA